AUGUCCAGUUAUGGUAAGCUGGAGGUGGCUAUUGAGAUCACGGUUGGUGCUUACGAGUUCUAUGAUAUGGUGGUAAACAGACCACACCAUGUACCCAACAACAAACUUGAUGGUGUUGCAACUAAUCAAGCUGACUCGUCCUCAUCCGCAAAAGUCGGUUCUAUCUCCUCCUGGAAGUAUUUCCAAGAUGGGAAAGCUAAAGUAUGCCAGGCGAUGAUUGAAGCCCUGGACAGCAAGAAACAUUCAACGACUUGGAAAAUUGUUGAAGGAGAACUUCUUGAUCAUUACAAGAGCUUCAAGUUCAUCCUGCAAAUUAUUACCACUCCAAACCCGAAAGCAACGGUGCAUAUGAUUAAUUUGGAGUAUGAGAAGAUGCAUGACGAUGUUGCAGACCCAUAUUUUAUGCUCCAGACGGUAACUGAUAACAUCAAAGACAUUGACGCUCAUCUACUCACUCAGAGCCGGACCUGA
This is a messenger RNA of Rosa rugosa (rugosa rose), 471 nucleotides long. RefSeq names its product MLP-like protein 34. The record is from RefSeq and is a predicted model, not a curated record. Bases 1 to 471 code for a protein of 156 amino acids. The transcript has 2 exons. Gene Ontology annotation, biological process: defense response. NCBI's taxonomy places the organism in Eukaryota, Viridiplantae, Streptophyta, Magnoliopsida, Rosales, Rosaceae.